Molecule: messenger RNA, 1350 nt
Organism: Brienomyrus brachyistius
Lineage: Eukaryota; Metazoa; Chordata; Actinopteri; Osteoglossiformes; Mormyridae
Product: U3 small nucleolar ribonucleoprotein protein IMP4-like
Exons: 9
Coding region: 139-1014 (291 amino acids)
Biological process (GO): rRNA processing
Cellular component (GO): Mpp10 complex; small-subunit processome; nucleolus
Molecular function (GO): rRNA primary transcript binding; snoRNA binding
Source: RefSeq, a predicted model, not a curated record
UAGGACAAAACUUUUAAGAACUGAGAAAACUCAUUGGUCAUUUCUUAGUAACAAUGUCAACUAUUGGUUCGCAUACGGUCGAAUAGAAAUCCGUCUUUUUCAUUGACCCAUGUGGUGUCUGAAAACGGAGCUGACAUUAUGCUGCGACGGGAAGCCAGGCUUAGGAGGGAGUACUUGUACCGGAAGGCUCAGGAGGACAAGCUGCGCACCAUCGAGGAGAAAAAACACAAGUUAAAAUCUGCCCUAGACGAGAAUCGUCUCCUCCCGACAGAGAUUCGUAAGGAGGCCUUGCAGCUCCAGAAGCUUCUUGAAUAUGAUGAUGAGGGAGCAGAAGGUGUCAGCAGUCACACUGAUGAUGAGUAUAAAUGGGGUGGAGUCGAAGACCCAAAAAUUAUGGUGACGACAUCUAGAGACCCUAGCUCCAGACUUAAAAUGUUCGCCAAGGAAGUGAAGCUCAUCUUCCCAGGGGCUCAGCGCAUGAACAGAGGGAACCACGAGGUGAAAGCAUUGGUCCAGGCCUGCCGUGCGGCUGAGGUCACAGACCUGGUGAUUUUACAUGAGACCCGAGGCCAGCCAGACGGCCUGGUCGUGUGCCACUUGCCAUUUGGACCUACAGCCUACUUCACGUUGUACAACGUGGUUAUGAGACACGACAUCCCAGACAUCGGCACCAUGUCCGAGGCCUUCCCACACCUCAUCUUCCACAACUUCACCUCACGCCUGGGGCAGAGAGUGUCCAACAUCCUGAAGUAUCUGUUUCCAGUGCCCAAGGAAGACAGCAAACGUGUGAUCACAUUUUCCAAUCAGGAAGACUAUGUUUCUUUCAGACAUCACACGUAUAAGAAAACUGACCACAAGAAUAUUGAACUGACAGAAGUGGGGCCAAGGUUUGAAAUGAAAUUGUAUAUGAUCAAGCUCGGCACUCUGGAGAACGAGGCCACGGCAGAGGUGGAGUGGCGUCUGCACAGCUACAUGCAUACAGCAAAAAAGCGUCGGGUUCUUACCACAGAGUAGCUGUGAGACUUGGGACCAAAAAAACAGUUUUUGUAUCAUAUUUGUUACUCGGCGAAUCUACUACUGCUUCAGAGAAGUAAUUUAUUGGUGCCAUAAUUUCCUGUUUUCAACAUUAGUGAAUACUGGCUAUAGGUAAUUGACCAGGUUGCAAAGAGGUUUGUUAUACAGCAGGUUGGUGUUUCACUUUUUUUUUUUUGUCCAAGCUCUUUGGCUUGCUCAUUGAUUGAUUGGUUGUGUGAAUAAUUUUCUGAUUAUCCUGAUAUUUUCUGUUGAAACAGUGCAUUGUAAGUAAGCUCCAAAAUUGGGACAUGAAACCCAGAUGUUGUGAAUUUUUUA